UUACUGUUAUGAACCAGAAAAUAAACGACAGUCGGCUGUUUGGGUGUUCCAAGCAAAGAACUGUUACUGCGGAUUGGUAUACCACCAUUUGUUUACCAAAAGUCAUCACCGAGCUUCGAAAUAUCAUCCCCGAAAGAAGAAUCAUCCUCCACCAAGACAAUGCAAGCUCGCAGACAGCCCAAAAAACAAGGCUGUAUUUAACGGAAGAAAACGUGGAAUUAUUGGACCAUCCUCCAUAUAGUCCCGAUCUAAGUCCUAACAAUUUCUUUACUUUCCCAAAAAUUUAAAACAGACUGCGUGGUCAAAGGUUCCAGUCACCAGAAGAAGCAGUGGACGCAUUCAAAAAUGCCGUUUUGGACCUGCCAGCAAACGAGUGCAAUAAGUGCUUCGAAAAUUGGUUCGAGCGCAUGCAGAUGUGUAUUAAUCUUCGAGAAUACUUCGAAAAACAAUAAAGUUAUUUAAAACUACCUACCGUGUUGUUUUAUUUCCAUAUGCAAAACUUAAAAGACAUUCCUCG
Molecule: messenger RNA, 517 nt
Organism: Acanthoscelides obtectus
Lineage: Eukaryota; Metazoa; Arthropoda; Insecta; Coleoptera; Chrysomelidae
Source: the annotation of a GenBank genome assembly